AAUGUCAUUAAACACGUCAAUGUUGCUGAAAUGCUUGUUUGAUGAAAACAUGCGAUUUAUUCUAUAAAUAAAUUGAAAAGGCUUCGUUAAACUGACGAAAACUACGACAAUAUUCAUGUCGGUCACUAAAGUAAUCUAAUAAAAGUGUGAUUUUGGGACUUGUGCUAGAUCAUAGUUUUGUAACGAUGUCUAUGCCACAUAGCAGCUCUAGUACGACGAGUUCGAGCACGAAACGCAAAGAAAUAUACAAAUAUCAAGCACCAUGGCCGUUGUAUUCGAUGAACUGGUCCGUGCGUCCUGACAAACGAUUCAGACUGGCCCUUGGCAGCUUUGUAGAAGAAUAUAACAAUAAGGUACAAAUAAUAUCACUGGAUGAAGAGACAAGUGAAUUCAGUGCCAAAAGCACGUUUGACCACCCCUACCCCACCACGAAGAUCAUGUGGAUUCCGGACAGUAAAGGGGUGUACCCAGAUCUACUAGCUACCAGCGGCGACUACCUCCGCAUAUGGCGCGCUGGAGAACCGUACACCCUUUUCGAGUGCGUUCUAAACAACAACAAGAAUUCUGACUUCUGCGCACCGCUCACCUCGUUUGACUGGAACGAGGUAGACCCCAACCUCAUCGGCACCAGCUCCAUUGACACCACUUGCACUAUCUGGGGGCUGGAGACGGGGCAGGUGUUGGGACGAGUCAACGAGGUCUCCGGACAUGUUAAGACGCAGCUCAUCGCACAUGACAAGGAGGUGUACGACAUCGCGUUCAGCCGCGCGGGCGGCGGGCGGGACAUGUUCGCGUCGGUGGGCGCGGACGGCUCCGUGCGCAUGUUCGACCUGCGCCACCUCGAGCACUCCACCAUCAUCUACGAGGAUCCGCAGCACACGCCGCUGCUCCGUCUGGCGUGGAACAAGCAGGACCCGAACUACCUGGCCACCGUUGCCAUGGACGCGUGCGAAGUCAUCAUACUCGACGUGCGCGUGCCCUGCACGCCCGUCGCGCGCCUCAACAACCACCGCGCCUGCGUCAACGGCAUCGCCUGGGCGCCCCACAGUUCAUGUCACAUCUGCACCGCGGGCGACGACCACCAGGCGCUGAUCUGGGACAUCCAGCAAAUGCCGCGCGCCAUUGAAGACCCCAUCCUGGCUUACACCGCCGCUGAGGGCGAAGUCAACCAGAUACAGUGGGGCGCCACGCAGCCUGACUGGAUCGCGAUAUGCUACAACCGCCACACUGAGAUACUGCGCGUGUAGAAUGGAUAAGUGAUUACACUUGAUGUGGCAAACAUUGAGAAUAUUGGCUCCAAGUUGUAGCCUUAGGGAGAAGCCACACAGUGAACAUGGCAAACAUUUUGCCGCGUCACUGUACACAUGUGGAAUACGGCGCCGCAAUACGGCACCGUCUCGCUCAAUCGAAGUGCGGUGGGCCUGCGAUGCGGCGCCGGAACGCACCGUCUGGCAUAUCAUUGAUUUUAUAUGCAGGACGCCGCAGCGACACCGCUCCGGCGCCGCGCCGCGCCGCGACCGCACCGCAUCGUGUGACUUCUCCCUUACAUCCUAUACGCCAACGUGUAGAUCUUGACCUUAUUAUGUCCAACCGAUCUAUACAUCAUUGGUGUAUUGGAUUCAAGACUAAAUUGGAGCCAAUAUAUCCAAUGCAUAGCGCUGGUAAGACGCGACGCUUGCACCAACAGCAAAAAUUAGUAACAAGCUGUUCAGAAUAAAAAAUUGACAUCUGUUAAGAAAGUCUGGGCGCCUAUUUCGAAUUUCUCAUAAAUUAUUCGUAUAUUACUUCGUCAACUACUUAUAUCUCUUACUCACUCUCACUCUCUGAAACCUAUCAAUUUUCAACAAAUCUAUUCUAUCAAUUUUCAACAAAUCUAUUUAAAUAAUUGUUUACAUAAUUUUUUUUUGCUGUUGGUCCAACUAUAGAUAAAAUUAUUUACCACCUAGUAAUGGUAACACUUGUAAUGUUAGACGACAAAUAUCGCCGUUUGUGAGCGCGUUUUAAAUGAAAAAAAUAAAUGGAAAGAUUCUAUGUAGAUAAUAAUGACAAAAGAUCAAAAAAAAUAAUUCACAUCAAAAAUACUUCAUAAUGUUAACUUGCUUUUACUCGAACUUCAUUAAAUCAACAUAUUUGUGCGGAUUUUGAAUGAAAAAAUGCGCUGUUUGAUGGAACUUAGUUCAAGGGAUAAGUUCCAGGAUUGUGUGUCGUCUCAAAAUGUAUUUAUAAGUGAAAAUGAUUUGCAAUAAUGUGUGAUAAAGCAGGCCCUAACGGCUGCUACGUGCUAAGUAAAGAAUUGACAAAAGUGGGACAGAGAAACUAUUCAUUCUUUGUUUCGGGCUUACGACUAGGCUAAUUUUUAGUCAAUAAUUUAUUUUAGCACUUAUUCAUUAAGGACGUAGCACACUUGUCAACACGGAAAGGGAUCGUAACCGUAUCAACUCGAAGCGGUCAGUAUUAUUUAUUAUGAAACUCCAUGCUGCACAUUUAACCGCACCGUUACAUAACGCCUCGUCUCGCAGUUGACAGCUCGUGAAAGGAAAUACGGCGUUGAUCCCUUUCCGAGUUGAUAAGUCUGCUAUGACCUAUUCUAUAUUAAAUCACCUUCAUAAAUAAUAGCGUGUAGUAUCAGUAUUAGAAGUAAGAACAUAGAAACUAUUUUAAUACAACUAAAAUCAUUUUCGUAUUAUGUGACCAUGUUUCUCUGUCCCUUAGAAGAUGAACCAGCAAGAUCUGUUGUGAGCGACGUAUGGUAUAUUUUAAUAGGAUGUAUAUUUUGUAUAAUAGGUCUCAAAAUUAUUGUGUGAAGAGGUUUAGCUACAUCUGACAGCAUCGACCUGUAUACAGGGAGAUACCAAAUAGUAACGAGGCAAGAUUCCAUGUUUAUAAAGAAUAUACAGUAUUUUUUGUAUAUGACCACAUUUAGGUUGAUGCUGCCAAAUGAAAUGGUACUUAUAUGGCAACAUUGUUGUGGCGUGUAGAAAGUAUUGCUGUCCUUUUCGUAAUAGGGGAUAAGAAGAAAACAGCAUUACUUUUAGUGGCUAUUUUGAUUAGUAUCCUGACAUGAUUUGGUAGGGCAUCUUAUUAUGUCCAAUCUCCAUCUAAUACCACGGUCACCCUGUUUUUAAUGUAAGGAAUAUUUUUUCAAAUUAGUUGCUAACUUGUAACUGAUAAAGAUUAAGUAAUAAAAGAAACCAGGGUUAGUUGCCUUAUAAGUACCUACUAAGCUUGCCUUUAUCGAAUUGCAUUUAUAUGGAUAGGUAAAUCCUAUUUUAAAUUAAUAUGUGACCCCAAAAGACUUUUGUUUGUAGGAUUGUUGUGUCAUGUCGAUAUAGACAUGAUUUUGUAUGAUUAUGUUCCUUGACCAUGUAUGUAACAACCAUUCAAAUGCUGGUAUCGAAAUUUUGUUUAAAUAAUUACAAAUAAGAACUAGAUUAAUUAUUAAUUUAUACACAUUAGUAGAAUUAGGUUUCAUAUUAUUGAUAAAAUAAAUUAUGAAACAGA
Molecule: messenger RNA, 3501 nt
Organism: Ostrinia nubilalis (European corn borer)
Lineage: Eukaryota; Metazoa; Arthropoda; Insecta; Lepidoptera; Crambidae
Gene: wap
Product: DDB1- and CUL4-associated factor 7
Exons: 8
Coding region: 186-1247 (353 amino acids)
Cellular component (GO): nucleus
Molecular function (GO): protein binding
Source: RefSeq, a predicted model, not a curated record